Messenger RNA from Penicillium daleae, 1407 nucleotides. RefSeq names its product fungal specific transcription factor domain-containing protein. Bases 1 to 1407 code for a protein of 468 amino acids. Gene Ontology annotation, biological process: DNA-templated transcription. NCBI's taxonomy places the organism in Eukaryota, Fungi, Ascomycota, Eurotiomycetes, Eurotiales, Aspergillaceae. The transcript is spliced from 3 exons. Gene Ontology annotation, molecular function: zinc ion binding; DNA binding. The record is from RefSeq and is a predicted model, not a curated record.
AUGUUCUUCUCGACUGUUGACUGGUUCAUGAUGGUCUUUCACGAAGAGGAUUUCCGACAGCGAUACGAAGAAUUGAUGACGUCGACCUAUGUGCCAUCGCUAGAAGAGAACAACGAUCUUUGGAUCACAUUACUUGUCCUGGGUCUGGGAGCUCAUUACUCAUCGCUCGCGAAAAAAGAGCCUCGCGAGCAAGCCCAGAUGCAGCAGCUCUCUAGGGAUAUUCUCAAACAGGUUGAACCACAAUUUUUGAGAAUCAUCGGCUCGGCGGAUGAAGAGACGGUACAGAUAUGCGUUCUAUUAGGGAGCUUUUAUCUUUUCAAUGGUCGUCCGACUGCUGGGCUUGGAAUCCUUGGGAGCGGCAUCAAGAUUGCUCAGGUUCUUCGGUUACAUCGAGAAGACGCACUCAUGGAGAUCUCACCGGCUCGCUUGGAAUCUCCAACCCUUGCUCACGUCAAAGCUUUUGUUAGAUAUGCGGCAAUCGCAUUUGGACGGCCUUGCAGUAUCGACGAUUCAGACUGCGAUAUUGAUACGGUAUCAGAUAUCAAGACUAACACAAAACAACCACCUCGACAGGCGGCGCAACUAGACUACCAUCGAUGGAAGUUUAGACUAUAUCGUAUUGUGGGUCCAUUCUUGGGACGAAGACUACAAACAAAUCGGCUUGCAUCAGUCCAGAGCAUCCAUGCACAACUUCUAUCGUGGCAAACACAAUUGCCUGAGAACUUGCGGUUGCAGAGCUACAAGGACAAGGGUACAACGCAGGCCCCGUCCCUGUUGCAGAUGCAAGCCCUCGCUCUUCAGUUAACAUAUGACAACAUUCAAAUCAUUCUCCAUCGCAGCCUUGCUUUUGGUUCGGGUCCUCAAGUCUCCAAUACCGAUCGCUCGAUUGAUGACCUACCGAGGUCUGCUCUAUCCCGAAAGCAACUUUUCGAGUCCGCGCUUCGGACAUCUGAGUUGAAUGACUAUAGCCACGUGCUGCACGCAUGUGGGAAAACUCAUGCCGCCAUGCAUGUCGGAAUAUGCCUUUUCACGGCCGGUGUGGUUCUAUGCGCUUUUGCGAUUUCAGAGCCCCUGUCAGCUACCAGUGAAGCGGCAAAAAACGGUGUUAUGAACAUUUUACGUUUCCAACACGAUCCUCUUUUGAAUGAACACCUUCUUUCGACACAGAGUGUGAAAAUACUCGAAGAUUUGGUGGCUGUCCUAUUGCGCUCCGAGAACUCUCUCAUCCGAGGUGACAAGACGACAGCCUCUCAGACCAUGCCACAGACCGCGAGUGAAGAGGAAAUUCAAUCUCGCGAGCAGGACACAAUUACACAAGAACCAAGGCUGUUCGGAGACAGUCGGCUCGAUGAUAACUCCCUCAACUUCCUGGGAGGAUUAUCAAAUUUGCAACCCGAAGGUGACUAG